This is a messenger RNA of Chanos chanos (milkfish), 447 nucleotides long. RefSeq names its product protein phosphatase 1, regulatory (inhibitor) subunit 14Ab (gene ppp1r14ab). The coding region runs from base 1 to 447 and encodes 148 amino acids. Gene Ontology annotation, biological process: regulation of phosphorylation. Gene Ontology annotation, cellular component: cytoplasm. The transcript is spliced from 4 exons. Gene Ontology annotation, molecular function: protein serine/threonine phosphatase inhibitor activity. The record is from RefSeq and is a predicted model, not a curated record. Lineage: Eukaryota; Metazoa; Chordata; Actinopteri; Gonorynchiformes; Chanidae.
AUGGCUGCUAACCGGGUAGGGAGGCGAUACAACAGUAAAGUCCACUCGCCAAACAGAGGUGCGGGUCGAGAACCCGGGCUUGCUGUACAGAAGAGACAAGCCCGAGUUACUGUGAAAUAUAACAGAAAAGAACUCCAGAGGCGCUUGGACGUGGAGAAGUGGAUAGAUUCUGGGCUUGACGAGCUGUACCUGGGCAGGGAGGAGGACAUGCCCGAGGAGGUGAACAUUGACGAGCUGCUGGACCUGCCCAGUGAUGAAGAGAGGGCACAAAGACUGCAGGAUAUUCUCCACACCUGUAAUAACAACACAGAGGUCUUCAUUAAAGAGCUAGUGUUAAAACUGCAUGGGCUGCAGAAGCAGGAGGACCUUCACAAUGACGGCAUUGAGCAUGCUCAGCUCCACAUCUUCUCUGACCGCGAGGGUUCCACUGAAACUGAACUGCACUGA